AUAUAUAUAUUAACAUUGUGGAUUAAAAUAUUGUCUUUUAAGAGAGGAUUUAUAUUCUUUGGGUGAAAUUUGGAAUCAAUACUGACUGAAUUUAAAUAUUACCAGGACAGGAUUUGGACUAUUCUUGCAUAUUAGAUCGGACUUUACAGCAAAUUAACAUUUUGAUGUAUGUGAAUGGUUACAUUUCAUAAUAAACCUUGCUAUUGUUAAUAUUUGCUGGUUUGUUUUUCUGAUACUUUUAGAAUUUUAAGUAACAAUAACACUUAAAUGGUACCAAAACCAAGACUGAUCUGUUAAGCAUAAUGUAAUUGUUAAAAGCAUAACUUUGAUACAAAAAAAAAACACUUAUAAAUCACCUAACUUAUAAAUAAAAUAUAAGAUUAUAUGAAAAACUAUAAUAGUUGACAAAAGAAUAUAUCAAUAGAGAAAAAGAAUUGUUUCAUUUGCCCCAGAGAGUGUACCUGUCUUAUCUGUGGUUCCCAAAAGUCCUCUUCUUGCAAUGACCUUUCAUUUACCACCCAAUGCUCGUAAACAGCAGGAAACCGCUUUUUAAAAGUUCCUUGCAAAAGAAUCUCGGAGUGAUAUUUUGGACAUAUUACUCUGUUUUAAUACUAAUAUUGUUGAUAUCUAUUUCACUUCCUACAUCUAUCAUGAAGCUUAAUGCUCCGUAUAGUUUGUCCCCAUAAAAGAAAAAUGGAAUUGUCCAAAGACAAGCUGUGCAUUUCGGGUAUGUCUCAGACUUUUGUAAAUUUGUGAAACAAUGAACAUAAGCUCUGUAGAGCUUUUUGAGCAACCCUAUUUUAAGAACAUUUAAAACCAAUUAUACCUUACCCCCAGCAAUUAGCUGGUACCUAUUUACAGCUGGGCCGACUGAGGCAAUCGUGAUAAAGUGCAUUGCCCAAGGACACACAGCCAUGGGAGUAGCCGGGAAUCGAACCCGGGGCCUUCACCCCGUAGGAAAGCGUCUUAGCUCUCUCGACCAAUGCUUGACUAUAUUGAUAUUAAAUGUCAGUCUAAAAAUGUGCAGGCUAGAUCUCCGGCGCAUUUAUCUCCCCAACUGUCCUCGUCUAAAAAUUAAAAUGGUACUGUUUGAGCUCCUCAUUAGUUUGUGUCAUUACGACGGAACUUAUUCAUUAUCAACCUCUUCAUUAUCAUCCACUGUCUUUCAGGUUAAUCUGUGCAGUCAAAGGCCAUAAUCACUCAUUCUUCAUAGAUUUGUAGUACAGCCGAAUAGUCUCCUAAUUCGUAUCUUUCUACCAAAACCCUGCAUGGGCACUUUAAUGUUAUUGAAGCAUUGGCACAGUCUGGUCUGUUUUAAUUUUUAAAAUUCCAACCAAUCUAACAAUUUUCCAUUUCUUUAUUAUUUGAUCUGAAUCUUUUUUAUCUAUUCUAACAAUCUUGUAUGACUUAACACCCUAAGAGACAGUUUAUAACGCAUGUAACGGAAAUUACAUAAAUACCGGACCACUGAAAUACCGUAUACUAGAUCUGAAACAAACUGGACUCUGAACAGUUACUUCCCUUUAAUUAAAAUACGCCAUUAAAAUUGAUAACGAAGUUAAGAGUGUUUCCCCGAAAUUAUACUUUCCGAAACAGCUCCAUCCUUGACAAUCAAUGACAAUAAUUAUAACCUACACAGCGAAAGUAAAAAAAACAUCGAACAGAGAAACUAAACCUCUUCAGCAUGUGUCCUUUCUGUACUAGUGGUUAUCAUUAUUGUGCACAUUUUGGGCCCUAUCUAGAAAUAUUAUUAAACUAUGUUUAACAUUACUGCAAACACAUCAAAAUGAAGAUAUGUAAGAGUGAUUUGAAAAUGGAAAGACGGCUUCGCAUGUACCAGUGCUAUACACCGAGCACGUUAAAGAACCAGACUGUCUAUUCGCAAAAAGAUACCGAGACUGUGAUGCAUUAAAUUUACUUGACUUUGUAUAAAGGACAAAGGGCAGAGAUGCAGAGUGCAACCUUCACACCUCCCUUUCCAAAUUAUCAUAAUUGUUUAAUUCGAGGAUUACCUAUCAACAAACCAUUUAGAAUACAUUAUGACAUUAAAGACAGAGAUAGUCAAAUUGGAUCGUUCGUCAUUUUACCACUUCAGUUCACCAUCCAAGGAAGUGAGCUUUUAGAUCUCACUGGACAGACUUUAAGCUCCACAUCAAAAUCACCUGAAGAAAGUGCCUGUCAAACCAAGGUGCUGGAUACUUUAAAGAACUAUAUAAAGAAACAAAGUGUUUCAAAUGAAUGUGGAAAAGUUUUGACUAAAGGGAAGGCAGCAGCGUUACCAAAAUACUCUAGUGACUUCACUGGUCAGUUUAAUAAGAAUAAACCUGUUAGUUCUCAGAAAGAAUCCCAAGCAAACCUUAGAGAUAACUAUAAUCAAGAUAUUAGUUGGUAUGACUCCAAAAUCUUACCAACAGAGCCUACUGACAGAAUACAGUUUGUAGUGUUGGAUCCAGUUAGUCAAAAGAUUGGUGUUAAAAUGAUAAGUAAGCCUAUAAAUUUAAAUGAUGCAACAUCAUUUUCAAAUUCAAAUCCUCAAGAAAUUCAUGGAACUUCUGAUGAUACAGGAACAAGGAGGCUUUCUGGUGAUGUUGAAGCAGAUAGAAUUCAGCCUGAACCUGUUGUCAGUGCCAAAGAUGACAAAGCUGUUGGAUCAUUUUUUGUAAUGGUGGAUAAAAGUAGCUCUAUCUCAACAAAUAAUACUAGUAAACCAAGUAUACUAUUUAGUGAUGAUGAUAUGGAAAUUAGUAACAGUGACAGCGAAGCCUGUGACAACUCAAACAUUACACAAAAACAGCAUGACGAUUCAUUGAAUAUAUAUCCUUAUGUAAAAAUAAAAACUGAAACAGAUAGUAGCGAGUAUGAUAACUUUACAGUCUUACAAAAGUCAGAUGCAGAGAACUGUAUUAUCAAAGUUGAACUGAAUGAGAAUGGUAUGCCUUUGAAAACAGAGGAUGUGGAUGAAGUGGAUGUAGUGAAUGUAGAGGAGCAGGGAGAGUUUGGUGUUUAUAGACUUAAAGAUACAUGUACAUAUGAUCAAGUCUACACAGGAAAUAAAGUUUAUGACAUGAACUCAGCCUUUGGUAUAUCUCACAUAACAGAUCAGACUAACACUCUUAAACACAGGUACAUGAAACAAAGAAAAUCGAGUAAGAAAUUAAAAGAUGGAUGUACCAUCAACAACUUAUAUGUCAACAAUUUAUAUGUCAGAAAGAAAAAGCCAAUGUCUGUUGAUGAAGAUGAUGCAGAACUGAAGGAAAUGCAGAAGCUGAAGCUAGUAAAGUUGGGAGCUGAUGAUGGCAAAACUGCAGAUGAUUCAUGUAGAAGAAGUUCAAGACUUAAAUCUGUAGGAUUUCGACCAGAUUAUUUAAAUGUUGAAAAUAAAAUAGAUGAAUUCAUAGCUUAUGUAGGAGGAGAAAUCGAAUUUUCAGAUGCUGAAGAUGAGGGAAAAGAUGUAAAUGCAGAAAAUAUUUCUUUAGGUAAUGAAGAGGUUGGUAAAAAAAUCAGAACAAUGAAAAAGCCACGGAAAAAGAAGAAAGAGUGUGAUGACAUAGACUUUGAUCCUGAACAUGAAGAGUUGAGUUUCAGGAAGAAAUACAAAAAUAAAGACAAAAAUAAAGCUGACAGAGAAAGUGGUGACCUAAAUGAUACUAGUGACAGUGACAACAGUUGUAGUGAUAGUAAGAAAGCUGAUUCCAGCAAUAUUAAUGCAAAAAAGGCGAAAGAAAAGAAACCUAAACGGGAAAGGAUACAAAUGAAGCUAGAAGACCAUCAAGACAAAUUCAGAAUUGAAACACUUGAUUCAAUUGCAAGAAAGGACAGGGGAAAAUCAAAUUUGGAAAAGUCAGUAAAGGUUUAUGUUUGUACUUUAUGUAAUAAGUUUAAAAGUGCAAGUGUAGAAGGUAUUGAAAGCCAUUUGGAAAAUCAUAUGAAUGGGAAGUUAACUUGUAAGGAAUGUGGCUUCUAUGCAAGCAAUUCAGGGCAACUUUUUUCGCAUAGGACACAAAUGCACAAGCAUUUAUUCAAUAUAUGCCCAGAGUGUGGGAAGGAACUAAGUCGUAGACAUUUUAAAACUCAUUUAGGAUUAGCUCAUAAUAAACCCCAGUAUGACUGCACUUAUUGUCUGAAAGAUGGUCAAGAUGUGAAGAAAUAUUUAUCACUUGAUCAUUUACAUAGACACCAAAAGGAAGCCCAUAAAAACAUGGGUUACACAUGUGAGAAAUGUGAGAAACUGUUCUUUCGAAAAGAGUUUUUUGAAGAUCACAAGAAAAUAUGCAUAGGUAGGAAGGAAACAGACAGUAAAUUUUGUGAGAGAUGUGGGAAGAAAUUUUCAAGUUGUACAAGUCUAAGAAUACAUAGGAACACAGUUCACCUGAAAAUAAGAACAUUUCAGUGCCCAGAAUGCCAGUAUUCUGCUCCUAACAGAACAAGUUUAAGACAUCACCAAUUAGUUCAUGAAGGAGUGCAUCCAUUCCAGUGUGACCAGUGUUCCUUUACUUGUGUUCAGGCUUAUCAACUGAAAUCACAUAUGCGUACCCAUACAGGAGAGAAACCAUACAAAUGUACACAAUGUAAAUAUGCUGCAGCUUGGAAUGUACAGCUCAAGGAACAUGUCAAAGUUCACAGUAUGGAGACGGCAGCUAUGUGUCACAAAUGUGAUAUUAUGUUCAGAAAUGAAAAAGCACUUAACCUUCAUGCGAAGAAAGAACAGUGUAUGUUAUAGAAGAGUUCUUGAAAGGUUUCAGUUGCUGCAUGAAAUAUCAUUCUGUAUGGAUAAACAUCCCCAUAUUUUUGACCAGUACUUUUACAGUCAUGUUCAGCUGUACAAACUGAAAUUACAUGUGACUACACCUUACAAAUAUGAACAUUGUAAACAUGAAACAGCAUAGAAUAUGUAGUACCAGAUACAGACUCAGUCUAGAUUUACACAUACUUGGGUAAUCUAAAUGUUUAUUUAUAUAUUUAUUUCGCAAAUGCCCUCUCCACUCCCAUCCUUUUAGUCAACCUGCUAGUAUUAAGUACAAAUAUAAUUUCAAAGCUGAAAUUUUCAUAGCAAUAUUAAAGAAUUGUUUGACAAUCUUAAAACAAAGUUACUAAUAAAUCUGUUGUUAGACAAUUCCUCAGCCUUUUCAGUUAAACCCAAACCCACCCCACCCCCUCACACCCUAUUGUCCUCUAUGCUGUGGUCUCCUAAAAGCCUAUCAGUUGACCGUAUCCCGUUUUUGGCAUUUUUUGACAUUUGAAAUUUUAUACUCUAUUGUUAUGAUUUUUUGACAUUUGAAAUUUUAUACUCUAUUGUUAUAUGCUUGAUGCUUUAUUUAAGAUUUUUGCUUUUCUUGUUAUUGUUUACUUAUUUAAGGAAUAAGUGUUACUUAUAUAGAAAGCUGUUAUUUUUGUAUAAAGUAACUGGUUAUUUGGAAAAAAUAUAUUCUUUUAACCAGACAGAGACAUGUGGGGCCAUAGUCUCCAGGGGCAGUUCUGUUGAGGCUUUUGGUUAUCAAGCAAAUCUUUUUCUAAAGCAGCGAUUUUAAAUAUUUUACCACAAGAAUUUUAUUGUUGAAAUAAAAUUGUAAUCAAGAAAGUAAUGAGUGUGCAAGUUAUUUUGAAUGUGCAAAAAUGUAGUCAUAACUGAUAUAGGAAUCAAUAUGUUAUCAUUUCAUUAAGCUUGCUUAGUUGUAUCAGUAUAUUUGUAAUAAUACAAAAUAUAUUUACAUACUUU
Messenger RNA from Mercenaria mercenaria, 5716 nucleotides. RefSeq names its product zinc finger protein 37-like. Lineage: Eukaryota; Metazoa; Mollusca; Bivalvia; Venerida; Veneridae. The transcript is spliced from 5 exons. The record is from RefSeq and is a predicted model, not a curated record. The coding region runs from base 1949 to 4720 and encodes 923 amino acids.